AGAGAAACAGGAGUAGUAGCCAUGGCUAGCACCAAAGUACAGAAGAUUAUGACCCAACCUAUUAACCUGAUCUUCAGGUUUCUUCAGACUAAAGCUCGUAUUCAAAUAUGGCUAUUUGAGCAAAAGGAUCUGAGGAUUGAAGGACAUAUUAUUGGCUUUGAUGAGUACAUGAACUUGGUUCUAGAUGAUGCUGAGGAAGUCAAUGUGAAGAAGAAAAGUAGAAAGCAAUUGGGGCAGAUUCUUCUGAAAGGAGAUAAUAUCACAUUGAUGAUGAACACGGGAAAAUGAUUUCUUGUUAGCUGGAUGGCGGAAGAAGUUUGAAUUUUUUGGUAAAAUCAACUAUUGAAACAGUUGGGUUGUGGACAAGGAGCAUG
Messenger RNA from Nicotiana tabacum (common tobacco), 374 nucleotides. The record is from RefSeq and is a predicted model, not a curated record. Lineage: Eukaryota; Viridiplantae; Streptophyta; Magnoliopsida; Solanales; Solanaceae.